AUGGAGACAGAGCAGGCGGAGCAGGAGGUGCAGGAGGAGCAGCAGCCCAUGGAGGAGGAGUACAGGGACGAGAACGCGGGCAGCGAAGAGCAGAAGGCCAUGGAAGACUUCCUGGCCGGCGCGGAGAGCACCAGCGGUCCGGAGUGGUGCAAGGCCUGGACAGGGCUGCACGUCCCCCGGCAAGCAGAAGCAGAUGUGCUCAGCGUGCUGUUUGAGGUAGGGAUCAAUAAGGAUGCCGCCGACAAGGAGUCCGGAUACUUCGACUUCCUGCCGCGGAUCGUGGUGGAGCUUCUGAGGCAGCACAAGGUCCUCCCCAAGAACGUGGAGGUGGCCUUGAAGGAGGGCCUCAGCUCCAGGCUAGAGACUCUCAUCCAGGCCAACGAUCAAACGUGGCACAUUCUCAGCUACAUGCUGCUGUACUUAUUCCCCAGGUCGCCCAGUACCAGUUGGGGGUAUAAUUUGCCCUGGGAAAGCUGGUGGAGAACCACAAAGGAGGUUUUGUCGGCUGCGCAGAAAUACCGGGCCUUCGACAUCUUGGUGCUGCUUCUGCAGCUAAUGCAGGAGAAGAGUGAGCAUGUCAUUCAGAGCCUGCCAGUCUGGAGCGAAUCGAGAAGAAAAGCCGUCAAAGAGGUGCUAUGUCAGUGGGGUGACAUGGACGAGACUGCGAUCGUGGAAACUCUCUCGGCCUAUGGUGUUGACCUCUGA
This is a messenger RNA of Effrenium voratum, 705 nucleotides long. NCBI's taxonomy places the organism in Eukaryota, Dinophyceae, Suessiales, Symbiodiniaceae. The record is from the annotation of a GenBank genome assembly.